Messenger RNA from Morchella importuna, 516 nucleotides. RefSeq lists its product as uncharacterized. Gene Ontology annotation, cellular component: nucleus. The record is from RefSeq and is a predicted model, not a curated record. Gene Ontology annotation, biological process: ubiquitin-dependent protein catabolic process; protein polyubiquitination. Lineage: Eukaryota; Fungi; Ascomycota; Pezizomycetes; Pezizales; Morchellaceae. Gene Ontology annotation, molecular function: ubiquitin conjugating enzyme activity. The coding region runs from base 1 to 516 and encodes 171 amino acids. The transcript is spliced from 9 exons.
AUGUGGGUGGCCUUGUCCAAUACUGUGCCAUCUCGGAGACUCGAUAAUCCUCUCGCGAUCCCUCAUCAACACAAGUGUUUUAAACCUUUUCACCCACUACCUACAGAUACAGAAAUGGCUCUUAAGAGAAUUAACAAGGAGUUGACUGAUCUCGGAAGAGAUCCACCCUCAUCCUGUAGUGCUGGUCCCAUCGGGGAGGAUUUGUUCCACUGGCAAGCAACCAUCAUGGGUCCUUCGGAAAGUCCCUACACAGGAGGCGUGUUCUUCUUGAGCAUCGCUUUCCCUACCGAUUAUCCUUUCAAACCUCCCAAGGUGAACUUCACCACACGCAUCUACCACCCUAAUAUCAACGCGAACGGCAGUAUUUGCUUGGACAUCUUGAGGGACCAGUGGUCGCCAGCUCUCACCAUAUCGAAAGUCUUGCUUUCCAUUUGCUCCAUGCUCACGGACCCCAACCCCGAUGACCCGCUCGUUCCAGAAAUCGCCCAUGUCUACAAGACCGACCGAGACAGAUAA